Messenger RNA from Nematostella vectensis (starlet sea anemone), 2078 nucleotides. RefSeq lists its product as uncharacterized. The record is from RefSeq and is a predicted model, not a curated record. The transcript is spliced from 7 exons. The coding region runs from base 75 to 1463 and encodes 462 amino acids. Lineage: Eukaryota; Metazoa; Cnidaria; Anthozoa; Actiniaria; Edwardsiidae.
CACGCUGCGUGCGCAUCUGCCCUACAGCCUGGGACCAACACUGCAGUCUGAGGGCGGAACUGUACAGUUAUGGCAUGGCGACUGCUUCAGAUCUAGUGGCUGGGAAUACUGACGCGGUAUAUAGCGCCUCGACAAGCCUCAACUUUAACCACCAACCAGAUUACGCGAAAUUCUCCUCCUACCAGGGUUAUCGUGCUUGGUGCCCGUUAACAGUACAUGGUAGCCAUUGGCUUCAAAUCUGCCUUGGUCACGUGACUCUCGUGACAGGAGUUGUCACGCAACGCCGAGGAGAUAGUUACGAAGUGUGGGUGACGAGUUUCCAAGUGUCUCAUAGUCUGGAUGGAACUAAUUUCCAAUAUUACAAUGAAGAACCAGGAGGGGCAAUCAAGACAUUUUCUUGUGGAUCGCAAGUAACUACGGCCUGUAAGACCAUCUUCAUGUCAUCGAUCAAAGCAAAAUGCAUCCGGUUGCAUAUCCAAGCCUGGAAUACCCAAGCCGCCGGUGAAUACCUGUGCAUGAGAGCUCAACUAAUUGGCCAUAUUAAGGAGACAGUGGGCGCGCCUGUGUUCUCCGAUGUUGCUAGUGACGUCACCGCAUACCAACACGAAGAUGUCACCCUGUCUUGCAACUCUGCCGGCGAUCUGCCAAUCACAACUUCUUGGUCACGUGACGACCAGGUGUUACAGACCAGUACCUCUCAGACAAACCUGGCGCUGAGUAACGUGACAUCCUUGCAGACUGGGCACUACAAGUGCACCGUGACAAACGCGCGUGGAUCAAACUCAAGGAUUGUCCAUCUUCUCGUCAAAGAGCCACUGAGCAUGUGUUCUAACUACGUCACACUCGCGGACGAUUCCCGCCUUUCCUCACGCGUGACCGCUACGCUUCAAACCGAUGACGUCAGCCUUAACGAGUCAAACUGGUACCUCCUUACUGGACAAACCGGUUACUACCGGCUUCCAGUGCGCGCCGUUCCCGAGGGUCGAUGCGGCGCCACGUCAUCUGGCUGGAUGAAUGGUGGGCACCCUAGCGUGCAAGACGGCGUCGUCAAGAGGACUGUCUGUUUCCAUAGCAACGCAGAGGUGUGUCGCUACAGCGUGACGAUCCUUGUGCGCAACUGCUUCGGAUAUCACGUGUACAGAUUCAAGAAAUUAGACGCCUCCUGGAACGCUCGGUACUGCGCUGAGAAUUUCAAUGAAGGUGGGUUCGACAAGCCUGAAGUGCGUCUCUUCUCCAGUCCCCCUCUCGACUACGUCAAUACCCAAGGAGACGGUCAUAUGACCCACAGAGAGUACCACGUGACAAGUGACUUCGCGUGCAUGCAAUAUUGUAUGCUACAUCCGGGAUGUCGCACUUUCAAAUAUGAUGCCUCCCUGAUGACUUGCAUGCUCAGUAAUUCCACUACCGAUGACCAGACGAUUCUGAGCCAGGCUGUGGUUUUUUACGGUCAGACUGGCACGUAGCUAGAGGUUGUCGUACGGGGAGAGGAGGGGGCGGUCGUGCAUCAUUCUCCUCUGGACAGCAUCUUCUACUGAAGUCACCAAAUCUGAGUUUCUGCAUAUAAAUGUGCCCCCAUCGCUCCACCCCCCAUACCAAAUCCUGGACACACAUCUGUUGGGAGUUGUUUGAAUAGUUUAAAGCGAUCAGUCAGAAAGGUUUAGAGAAAUUAUGCAUGUGUAGUAGAAUUAUUUAUAACGUCAGCGAAUGAUCUGUACAGCGGGAGGUAGCGGAUAUUGAUUCACCUUCCCGCUACUUCCCACAACUCCUUGUGGUGCGCGCGUGAAACCGAGGACAGGCGUCAAAAUUGUAAACAAGAUGGUAAGGUUUGUUUUUAUCCUCGGUUUCACGCGCGGGUCGCAAAGAAAUGUGGGAAUAAAAGUGGGGAAGGUGAAUUUAUUUUGCAUGUUUGUUCAUGCUGUCAUGCGCACAAUAUCAUCCUACAGUUUACACGUAAAAGAAAGCCUUAUAAUUAUAAUCAUAGAAACAAUAAUCCAGCCUUUAUAACUAUAAUCUUAUGAUUGUUUAUAAGAAUAACAAUGCAUGCUGCUUCAACAUAAAAUAAAGAGAGACAAAAACAC